This is a messenger RNA of Cavia porcellus (domestic guinea pig), 10835 nucleotides long. RefSeq names its product sortilin related receptor 1 (gene Sorl1). Gene Ontology annotation, molecular function: protein binding. NCBI's taxonomy places the organism in Eukaryota, Metazoa, Chordata, Mammalia, Rodentia, Caviidae. The record is from RefSeq and is a predicted model, not a curated record. Gene Ontology annotation, cellular component: membrane; Golgi apparatus. The coding region runs from base 168 to 6803 and encodes 2211 amino acids. Gene Ontology annotation, biological process: protein retention in Golgi apparatus; protein targeting to lysosome; post-Golgi vesicle-mediated transport. The transcript has 48 exons.
GAGGGACCUGGCGGCGGCGGCGGGGACGGCCCGCAGCGGCGCGGCGACCCGGAGCCCCGGGAGCGGGAGCGCGAGCGGCGCGCGCGGCCCCGGCCGGCGCUCUCCCGGCCUCGCGCUGCACAUUCUCUCCUGGCGGCGGCGCCACCUGCAGUAGCGUUCGCCCGAACAUGGCGACACGGAGCAGCAGGAGGGAGUCGCGACUCCCUUUCCUCUUCACCCUGCUGGCGCUGCUGCCGCCCCGGGCUCUCUGCGCGGACUGGACUCCGAGGCUGCACGGCGGCCGCGCGCCUCUGCCCCAGGACCGGGGCGUCCUCGUGGUGCAGGGCGACCCGCGCGAGCUGCGGCUGUGGGCGCGCGGCGAUGCCAGGGGGGCGAGCCCGGCGGAGCAGAAGCCGCUCCGGACGCGACGGAGCGCUGCCCUGCAGCCCCAGCCCAUCAAGGUGUACGGACAGGUCAGUCUGAAUGACUCCCACAAUCAGAUGGUGGUGCACUGGGCUGGAGAGAAAAGCAACGUCAUUGUGGCCUUGGCCCGGGACAGCUUGGCGCUGGCGAGGCCCAAGAGCAGUGAUGUAUACGUGUCUUACGACUAUGGAAAAUCAUUCAGUAAGAUUUCAGAGAAGCUGAACUUCGGCAUAGGAAAUACCAGUGAAGCUGUGAUUGCCCAGUUCUACCAUAGUCCUGCGGACAACAAGCGGUACAUCUUUGCAGAUGCUUAUGCCCAGUACCUCUGGAUCACAUUUGACUUUUGCAACACCAUUCAUGGCUUUUCCAUCCCGUUCCGGGCUGCUGACCUCCUCCUCCAUAGCAAAGCCUCCAACCUUCUUCUGGGCUUCGAUAGAUCACAUCCCAACAAGCAGCUGUGGAAGUCGGAUGAUUUUGGCCAGACCUGGAUCAUGAUUCAGGAGCACGUGAAGUCCUUUUCUUGGGGAAUUGAUCCCUAUGACAAACCGAACACCAUCUAUGUUGAACGGCAUGAACCCUCUGGCUACUCCACAGUUCUCAGAAGUACAGACUUCUUCCAGUCCCGGGAAAAUCAGGAAGUCAUCCUUGAAGAAGUUAGAGAUUUUCAGCUUCGGGACAAGUACAUGUUUGCUACAAAGGUGGUGCAUCUCCUGGAAAAUCACCAACAAUCUUCUGUCCAGCUGUGGGUCUCCUUCGGCCGGAAACCCAUGCGAGCAGCCCAGUUUGUUACAAGACAUCCUAUAAAUGAAUAUUACAUUGCAGAUGCCUCGGAGGACCAGGUCUUUGUGUGUGUCAGUCACAGUAACAAUCGCACGAAUUUAUACAUCUCAGAGGCAGAGGGGCUGAAGUUCUCUCUCUCCUUGGAGAAUGUGCUGUAUUACAGCCCAGGAGGGGCCGGCAGCGACACACUAGUGAGGUAUUUUGCAAACGAGCCAUUUGCUGACUUCCAUCGCGUGGAAGGGUUACAAGGAGUCUACAUUGCUACUCUAAUUAAUGGUUCUAUGAAUGAGGAGAACAUGAGAUCUGUCAUCACCUUUGACAAAGGGGGAACUUGGGAAUUUAUUCAAGCUCCAGCCUUCACAGAAUACGGAGAGAAAAUCAAUUGUGAGCUUUCCCAGGGCUGUUCCCUGCAUCUGGCCCAGCGUCUCAGUCAGCUGCUCAACCUCCAGCUCCGGAGAAUGCCCAUCCUGUCCAAGGAGUCAGCCCCUGGGCUCAUCAUUGCCACGGGCUCUGUGGGAAAAAAUCUGGCAAGCAAGACCAAUGUGUACAUCUCUAGCAGCGCGGGAGCCAGGUGGCGAGAGGCACUUCCUGGACCUCACUACUAUACAUGGGGAGACCAUGGCGGCAUCAUCAUGGCCAUUGCCCAGGGCAUGGAAACCAAUGAGCUGAAAUACAGCACCAAUGAAGGGGAGACCUGGAAGACGUUCAUCUUCUCCGAGAAGCCUGUGUUUGUGUAUGGGCUCCUCACGGAACCUGGGGAGAAGAGCACCGUCUUCACUAUUUUUGGAUCCAACAAAGAAAAUGUCCACAGCUGGCUCAUCCUGCAGGUCAAUGCCACUGAUGCCUUGGGGGUUCCCUGCACAGAGAAUGACUACAAGCUCUGGUCACCUUCCGAUGAGCGGGGCAAUGAGUGUUUACUUGGGCACAAGACUGUUUUCAAACGGAGGACUCCGCAUGCAACGUGCUUUAACGGAGAAGACUUUGACAGGCCGGUGGUCGUGUCCAAUUGCUCCUGCACCCGGGAGGACUAUGAAUGUGACUUCGGCUUCAAGAUGAGUGAAGAUUUGUCUUUAGAAGUUUGUGUUCCAGACCCGGAAUUUUCUGGCAGACCUCCUGUGCCUUGCCCUGUGGGUUCUACAUACAGGAGAACUAGAGGCUACCGGAAGAUUUCUGGGGACACUUGUAGUGGAGGAGACGUCGAAGCACGGCUGGAGGGAGAACUGGUCCCUUGCCCACUGGCAGAGGAGAACGAGUUCAUCCUGUACGCCAUGCGGAAGUCCAUCCACCGCUAUGACCUUGCGUCCGGAGUCACUGAGCAGUUGCCACUUAGUGGGUUGCGGGCAGCGGUGGCCCUGGACUUUGACUAUGAGCGCAACUGCUUGUAUUGGUCUGACCUGGCCUUGGACAUCAUCCAGCGUCUCUGUUUGAAUGGGAGUACUGGGCAAGAGGUGAUCAUCAGUUCCGGCCUGGAGACGGUAGAAGCUGUGGCCUUCGAGCCCCUCAGCCAGCUGCUGUACUGGGUGGAUGCUGGAUUUAAGAAGAUAGAGGUAGCCAAUCCAGAUGGUGACUUCCGACUCACAGUGGUCAAUUCCUCUGUGCUGGAUCGGCCCAGAGCCCUGGUCCUUGUGCCCCAAGAAGGGGUGAUGUUCUGGACUGACUGGGGAGACCUGAAUCCAGGAAUUUAUCGAAGCAAUAUGGAUGGUUCUUCUGCCCAUCGUCUUGUGUCAGAGGAUGUGAAGUGGCCCAAUGGCAUUGCGGUGGAUGACCAGUGGAUCUACUGGACAGAUGCCUACCUGGACUGCAUUGAGCGCAUCACCUUCAGCGGCCAGCAGCGCUCGGUCAUUCUGGAUAACCUCCCGCACCCCUAUGCCAUUGCUGUCUUUAAGAAUGAAAUCUACUGGGAUGACUGGUCACAGCUCAGCAUAUUCCGAGCUUCCAAAUUCAGCGGGUCCCAUAUGGAGAUUUUGGCCAGCCAGCUCACAGGGCUGAUGGACAUGAAGAUUUUCUACAAGGGGAAAAACACUGGAAGCAACGCCUGCGUGCCCAGUCCAUGCAGUCUUCUGUGCCUGCCCAAGGCCAACAACAGCAAAAGCUGCAGGUGUCCAGAGGGAGUGGCCAGCAGUGUCCUCCCUUCUGGGGACCUGCUGUGUGACUGCCCCCAGGGCUAUCAGCUGAAGAACAAUACCUGUGUCAAAGAAGAGAACACCUGUCUUCGCAACCAGUAUCGCUGCAGCAAUGGGAACUGUAUCAACAGCAUUUGGUGGUGUGAUUUCGACAACGACUGCGGGGACAUGAGCGACGAGAGGAACUGCCCUACCACCAUCUGUGAUCUGGACACCCAGUUCCGGUGCCAGGAGUCUGGGACUUGUAUCCCACUCUCCUAUAAAUGUGACCUCGAGGAUGACUGUGGAGACAACAGUGAUGAAAGUCACUGUGAAAUGCACCAGUGCCGGAGCGACGAGUACAACUGCAGCUCUGGCAUGUGCAUCCGCUCGUCCUGGGUGUGCGACGGGGACAAUGACUGCAGGGACUGGUCUGACGAAGCCAACUGUACCGCCAUCUAUCACACCUGUGAGGCCUCCAACUUCCAGUGCCGCAAUGGGCACUGCAUACCCCAGCGGUGGGCAUGUGACGGCGACACAGACUGUCAGGAUGGUUCUGAUGAGGAUCCUGUCAGCUGUGAGAAGAAGUGCAAUGGAUUCCGCUGCCCCAACGGCACCUGUAUCCCAUCCAGCAAACACUGCGAUGGCCUACGGGACUGCUCCGAUGGCUCGGAUGAACAGCACUGCGAGCCCCUCUGCACACGCUUCAUGGACUUCGUGUGUAAGAACCGCCAGCAGUGCCUGUUCCACUCCAUGGUGUGUGACGGGAUCAUCCAGUGCCGGGAUGGAUCAGACGAGGACCCUGCGUUUGCUGGAUGCUCCCAAGACCCCGAGUUCCACAGGGUGUGUGACGAAUUUGGUUUCCAGUGUCAGAAUGGAGUGUGCAUCAGUCUGAUUUGGAAAUGUGAUGGAAUGGACGACUGUGGCGAUUACUCUGAUGAAGCCAACUGUGAAAACCCCACAGAAGCUCCAAACUGUUCCCGCUACUUCCAGUUCCGGUGUGAAAAUGGCCACUGCAUCCCCAACAGGUGGAAAUGUGACAGGGAGAAUGACUGUGGAGACUGGUCUGACGAGAAGGAUUGUGGGGAUUCCCACAUUCUUCCCUCCCCCACACCUGGGCCCUCCACGUGUCUGCCCAAUUACUUCCGCUGCAGCAACGGGGCCUGUGUGAUGGACACCUGGGUGUGCGACGGCUACCGGGACUGCGCAGACGGCUCGGAUGAGGAAGCCUGCCCCUCGCUUGCGAAUGUCACUGCCCCCUCCACCCCCACCCAGGUUGGGCAGUGUGACCGAUUUGAGUUCCAGUGUCACCAACCCAAGAAGUGCAUCCCCAACUGGAAGCGCUGUGAUGGCCAUCAGGAUUGCCAAGAUGGCCAGGAUGAGGCCAACUGCCCCACACACAGCACCUUGACCUGCAUGAGCAGGGAGUUCAAGUGCGAGGACGGCGAGGCCUGCAUCGUUCUCUCGGAGCGCUGCGACGGCUUCCUGGACUGCUCGGAUGAGAGUGAUGAGAAGGCCUGCAGUGAUGAGUUAACGGUAUACAAAGUACAGAAUCUUCAGUGGACAGCUGACUUCUCUGGGGAUGUAACUUUGACCUGGAUGCGGCCAAAAAAAAUGCCCUCUACUUCUUGUGUGUAUAAUGUCUACUACAGAGUGGUUGGAGAGAGCAUAUGGAAGACUCUGGAGACACACAGCAACAAGACAAACACUGUAUUAAAAGUCUUGAAACCGGAUACCACAUAUCAGGUUAAGGUACAAGUUCAGUGUCUGAGCAAGGCACACAACACCAAUGACUUUGUCACCCUGAGGACUCCAGAAGGGUUGCCAGAUGCCCCUCGAAAUCUGCAGCUGUCCCUCCACAGGGAAGCAGAAGGCGUGAUUAUCGGACACUGGACCCCUCCCAUCCAUGCUCAUGGGCUCAUUCGUGAGUACAUUGUAGAGUACAGCAGGAGUGGCUCCAAGGUGUGGGCGUCUCAGAGAGCUGUUAGUAACGCUACAGAAAUAAAGAACUUACUGGUCAAUGCUCUGUACACGGUCAGGGUGGCUGCGGUGACUAGUCGUGGAAUAGGAAACUGGAGCGAUUCUAAAUCCAUUACCACCAUAAAAGGAAAAGUGAUUCCACCACCAGAUAUCCACAUUGACAGCUACGAUGAAAAUUCUCUAAGCUUCACCCUAACCAUGGACAGUGAUAUCAAGGUGAAUGGCUAUGUGGUGAACCUGUUCUGGGCGUUUGACGCCCACAAACAAGAGAAGAGGACCUUGAGCUUCCGAGGGAGCCCACUGUCACACAAAGUUGACAAUCUGACAGCUCAUACAUCCUAUGAGAUUUCUGCCUGGGCCAAGACUGAUUUGGGGGAUAGUCCUCUGGCAUUUGAGCAUGUUGUGACCCGUGGAGUUCGCCCACUAGCUCCUAGCCUCAAAGCCAAGGCUAUCAACCAGACUGCGGUGGAAUGCACUUGGACUGGCCCCAGGAAUGUGGUUUAUGGGAUUUUCUAUGCCACAUCCUUUCUUGACCUUUAUCGAAACCCAAAGAGUGUGACUACUUCACUCCACAACAAGACAGUCAUUGUCAGUAAAGAUGAGCAGUAUUUGUUUCUGGUCCGGGUGUUGGUUCCUUACCAAGGGCCGUCCUCGGACUACGUUGUUGUGAAGAUGAUCCCAGACAGCAGGCUUCCUCCCCGUCACCUGCACGCGGUUCACACAGGCAAGACCUCAGCUGUCAUCAAAUGGGAAUCUCCGUAUGACUCUCCUGACCAGGAUCUGUUUUAUGCAAUUGCAGUUAAAGAUCUGAUUAGAAAGACCGACAGAAGCUACAAAGUAAAAUCCCGCAACAGUACUGUGGAGUAUACCAUCAGCAAGUUGGAGCCGGGAGGGAAAUAUCAUGUCAUUGUCCAACUUGGGAACAUGAGCAAAGAUUCCAGCAUAAAAAUUACUACAGUCUCCUUAUCAGCACCUGAUGCCUUAAAAAUCAUAACGGAAAAUGACCAUGUUCUUCUGUUUUGGAAAAGUCUUGCUUUAAAGGAGAAGCAUUUUAAUGAGAGCAGGGGCUACGAGAUCCACAUGUUUGACAGUGCCAUGAAUAUCACUGCUUACCUUGGGAAUACUACUGACAAUUUCUUUAAAAUUUCCAACCUGAAGAUGGGCCAUAAUUACACAUUCACUGUCCAAGCACAAUGCCUUUUUGGCAGCCAGAUCUGCGGGGAGCCUGCUGUCCUGCUGUAUGAUGAGCUGGGAUCUGGUGGAGAUGCAGCAGCAGUGCAGGCUUCCAGGUCCACUGACGUUGCCGCGGUGGUGGUUCCCAUCUUGUUCCUGAUCCUGCUGAGCCUGGGGGUAGGGUUCGCCAUCCUGUACACUAAGCACCGGCGGCUGCAAAACAGCUUUACUGCUUUUGCCAACAGCCACUACAGCUCUAGGCUGGGCUCGGCCAUCUUCUCCUCAGGGGAUGACCUGGGUGAAGAUGAUGAAGAUGCGCCUAUGAUAACUGGAUUUUCAGAUGAUGUCCCCAUGGUGAUAGCCUGAAAGAGCUUUCCUCACUAGAAACCAAAUGGUGUAAAUAUUUUAUUUGAUAAAGAUAGUUGAUGGUUUAUUUUAAAAGAUGCACUUUGAGUUGCAAUAUGUUAUUUUUAUAUGGCCAAAGACAAAAAUAAAACAAAACAAAAAGAAACAAAAAAAAAAAAAAAGAGGAAAGAAAGGAAUAAAUAAACUUUGUAAUAAUCAACUGUGAACUUCAAACCGGGUUGAGUUUAGUAACCAAAUUGCUUUGAUUUGACGUUAAUGUAGUCUUACAGGGCUAUGCUUGCUGGGCAUGCUUUUAAGUCUGUGAGAUAAUUUUGGUUCAGUAAAUUGGCCAUUCUUUUUAUUUUUCUAAGACACAGAAAUGUAUUUAAUAAAAACUUCAAGAGAGAGUGAUGGGUAGAAUCCCUUCUCCUUGAAAGCGUGUUCAAAUUUUAAAUUUUGUUUGGAUUUAGUUUACAUGAAAUGUUUGGGGAAAGGUUCUUUUAUGAUCUUUUAUUAAUUUAUUGGGACUCUGUAUAAGGCCAGCCUUUUUGUUUUUUCUUUUUAAUUUAGGCCAACCUUUUGUGGUCAUCUGGCACCAUGUAUGUUAUGAUCCCCUGGCCCAUAGGGUUGGGGGAGAAGGAACAGAAGUAUUCUGUUGCCAUUCCAAAAGCAACCCAUUUUAUCCACUUGUGUGUCAUUUAACAGUCUUUGGCAGAAGAAAGCUCUGCGCUAUGGCUAGAUUUCAGUUAAACAGAGCUGCAUCUUUGGAAGCCCUGCAAGCCACAGCUUCCUCUUCUAUUCAUUGACUCGAUCUUACUGUAAACGCCUCUAUACAAGGUGUGGCUUUGAAAGCUACCAAAUGCUAACACUGCUUUCUGAUACACUGGGAUCGUUGUCAUUGUAAAAAGUUACUCUGAUUGUAGGAGCAUUUCAGAUCUGUGCCAUGAGAAAUACGCUGGCAAAUAUAGUAUGUAUGUUUUCCAUUUGAAAUUUUUUGUUUGUUUUCACUACCACCAAAUACUCUCAAAUGUAACGUUUUACAUUUGGGUCUAGGUGGCCACUGAACUGUACUUAAAAAUUCACAUCGUUAUAUGCAGGCAUUUUGAAUUGGGUCAGUGCCUUCUCUUUCUCUUUUGCUUCCCUUCCACCUCCCUCAGCCAUAUCCCCACCCAAUCUCAGAGCUAAUGCUGUCCACACUUCCGGAGAUAGAGGUCCAAGCAUUUGGCCACUUUUUUCAGUCCACAGUCCCAGCAACAUUGGACCUUCUGUAUUCACCAUAAAACCACCUGUGCUUUUUACCUCUGUAUUACAGUGCCAUCCCUGUAUUCAAAUUAUGGUGAUUUGAAAGUUGUAUGGAAUCCUUUGCAGACUGAUGCUUCUCCUUUGGACUUAGCAUUGUGGGUAUCCAUGUUGUCACUUGUGCUGUAUGAACAUCCUCAGUGCAGAAUUUCUUCCCAGCUGAGAUGCAGUGAACUCUGAGAAUUUUCCAGAAUUAUGCCUCCAAGUGUGUGUCCUUAUAAUAUAUGCAAGCUUUGUCCAUCCCCCACCCCAUAGUCUGUUAUCUUCCCACAAAUACUUUUUACAUUUUAACCAAAAAUAUCAUUCUUGGGUGGUACUGUAGUUUCAUUCUACCUAGGGAUUGUUUAGAAAACAAAGAACCAAUUAAAUGUUUUAGUUUUUAAAAUUUUUAUUUAUGCAUAUGUAUUUUAGAUGAGGAGUAUUUUGACCUACAGUGAUUUAGCACAUCACAUGAGUAGGGCUGGAGUUCAUGUGAACAAAUGACUUAUUUUCUGGCUUAUUUUCUCCUCUUUCCUCUUCCUUUUUAAAUUUUUCUUUCAUCAGACUGGAAUUCAUAUCACUUUUAUCUCAUCUUGGAGCUGUGUUCAAAACCCUAUGCUCUUUCACCUCUGCUUUAAUAACCUCUCUAUGUAGCUGCAAGAUUAGCAAUCUGGGGGGAGGCCAGUCGUCUAUCCGAACCACGAGAAAGUAUAUUUUCUUCUGUCGCCAGCUUUUUGGUGGCAUCUGUAAAAGCUGAUAGAAAGGCUCCAAGGUACCGUAUCUGGUGAUGCCCUGGGCAAGUCUUUUGACGCAGCACAAAUCUCCAGCUGGCAGUGGGAGAUAUUCAGAGCCUCCAGUUCUAGUUUCCAGUGCCUCACGGUGCUUGUGCACAGUACUGUACAGACCGGCCAUCACCCCUCCUCGGAAGAUGCCACUGUGCUGUUUGAAAACAAGCAGCCUUUUAGGGCUAGAGUAUUUUAUAUAAACAGAAGAGCCAAGGUCUUGCGACUAAGCUAGAUAGAUGCAGUUAUGUAUAAAUUGUAUAUUUUUAUGAACUUUUAAAGCACGCACUCCUGUUUCCUGCUACAUAGUUUUGUGAAGGUUUUGAUGUUCCUUAUGCCACCUGCAAGAGUCCAGAGGUUGAAGUGACAGUUGCAAGUGAAAUAAAACAAAUACUGUGUGAAAUCUUUGAAGGUAACUGUGACCACUGUGACCGCUUGGACCCCCUGGUUGCUUGCAGGGUAGGGGCUUUUGCACUGUGUAGGUGCCACCCUGAAACUUACCCUAUACAGACAAAAGUUUUAUUCUGUCCCAGCUCUAGCUGACAAAUUGACUACAUCUCUGUAGCCUACUACUGGGCCACUAAAAUUUGGUGGGCAGGGGGACUGUGCUUGUGUUUUCUCUGGAAGCUGAUUUUGUGCCUUUCGGUGUUGAACACCCUUGAACUUUGUGAGACACGGGUCCAGGCAGAUGAAAUGACACAGUAGAGUUCCUCCAGGGACCCAGAUGGGGCACAUCUGUUUCCAGACAGAUAAGCAGUUCCAGUAGCUACUGACAGCCUUACAAGCUGGGUAAACAGUUGUACCACUGGAUACCUAGUGGGAACUUAGGACUUUUGGAAGAAAGGCUCCUGGUAUUUCGUCUAGUGAAAGUUUCACAAGAGAUAUUUGUGGGACAGAUAGGGACCACUGCCUGCUCCCUGUUGCCCAUCAUGUAACCCCUAAAUGAAGCUGUGCUUACUACACAUUACACGAUAGGUACUUGGCAGGGAGCUAGGGAGACCAAGGGCAUGGUGAGCCCCUCGCAGAUAAGCACCUAACUCUUCCUUGGAGGAUCCCACCUUCAGACACCCACCUAGUGGUCACUAUAUCCUAAAGGUUGUAUCUCCAGUCCUCCCUUAAAGGCCCAAGACCCACCCCAAGGAGUUCAGUUGUCCUCCUUCCUACUAAGGGAGUCACGAUGAAUUCCUGAAAUUCUCUUGCUUUAGCAGAGUUGGAAGGCCUCUCGGUGAAGCGCUCCAAAGCCAAACCGAAUACUAUUCUCAUAGGGAUUGUAGAAGUUGACUUGAAAACUGUGCAGAAUCUUCACUUGUACUGGGAUUGUUUUUUGACAUUCCUGUUAGGUUAUUUUUCAUAAAUGGGAUGUGUGCUGCCUUUCAGGUACAAUUUUUGUGUAAUAAAAGCUAGUGCAUUAAGUUUAUAUAGACUACUUUCUAUGCAAGACUCAGAUAUGGAAUAGCCAGCAAGAGAUGCAUACUGUUGGGGACGUGGACAAGAAACACGUUUUCAGAAGGAGUACCACUGCUGAACAUGGCUUGAGGGAGGGUAGGUUGUACGUAUGUUUCUGCCCACUAAUUGAGCAGCCAUAUUAUGAAUUAAAUCAUCAGAGCCAAGUAAUAACCCAAGAAUGGUAUUAGUUUCAUGUGUAAUGGCGCAAAUGGAACAAGCAUGAAUGCAGAAAUGGCGCAUUAUCCUCAGAUAUUCCAUGUCACUUCUCAUCGGAAGACUCUUGUUCAGAAUUAUUAGAAACUUUAGGCAAAGUCAAAAGUAUUUACAGCAAAAUAAAGGCCUGUUCUGCUCUUAUUUAAAGUGAAACACUGUAAAUUUGUUUCUUUCCAGAGUGAAAUUAGGUAUUUAUAAUUUCAGUUGCCUUGGUAAGUUUCCAAGUCACUGAUUUCUGCUGAAGAUUUUACUAUAUUGUUGCACAAUUUUAAGAUAAUUUUUGUCUCAAUGUCAACUUUUUUCACUGAAUAAAAAUUUAACUGGGUCAAAAAAA